AGCAUUUGCAUCACUACGCAUGCGCGAGAUUCGUCCCUCCACCUCUCAACACACUGGUUGAUCCUUAACGUUUCUCUUAUUUGAAACAGUCAAGAAAAAAUUGUAUAUACCACAUAUCUGCGAUAAAAGCGUAUACUGCUUUCUGUAAUUGGUUUUACAGUGAACGAAAUUCAAGAAUUGAAUUUUAUUUUGAAUUUCUUCAAUUGAUACAGUGCGUAUAUGUGUACUAUGUCGGAGAUUAAAGAUGAUCCACGAGAAGUUCUCGUUCUUUUGAAUUCAUUAGGAUUCGUUGGCAUUACCGCGGCUCAAUUAAAAGCUUUUAUGAAAGAUUUGAAGAUCUAUAGAAAGAUAAAAGAACGCGAAAGACAACAACGAAAAGAAGAGAUUAAAACGAAAAUAAUUAGUAAACAACAGGCUCUGAUUAAAGAAGCUCAUGGGCAUCAGAAUACAGAUUAUUCCUUAAUCAAUAUUGUUCCUUCUGAAUCCUCAAAUUCCUUUGAUGAUGAAUCAUUGGUAAAAGUCAAGAUAAAAUGUAUUCCUAAGGAAGAUAUCCAAAAACAUACUAAAGCAACUGUGAUAAAAUCAGAUGAAAAGCUGUCAACAAUAAAAUACCACAAAGAAGGUGUUCAAAUAAACGAAUCUGAUGGGACUUGCUGUAAACAAAACUAUUUUAAUAUUAAACCUCCGAUUAUCAAAUGUUCGAAAAGCGAGAAUAGACGAAAUGCUUCUAAAUGUUUAGCAAAAGAUAGUUAUUUGACGGAAGAAUGCAAGCUUAAUUUAAGAAUAGAGGAUCAAGCAAAACCAAUAACUUCAGUAUUUGAGCAAUCGAUAUGUAAACCUAGAUCAGAUUAUGUAAGCGGAUUAGAGUCAAAGAGUAUAGCAUCAGAUCCAACUGGAAAUGUGCGUACACAAAGUACUUUAUCUACAAGAUCAUCCAUUAAUACCAGACCUAAAUCAUUUAUUCGGCCAUGGAGAUUGCAACCACAAGCACAAAAAGUCAUUAACAAAAAAUGUGAUCCUGUUGCUCUUUAUCAAAAGUAUCAACAGGAAUGGAAACAGGUAUCUUUCCCUGGAGAAGCAAAACAUUCGAAAGUAAGAUGGGCUGUACGGGAAAAAAUGCUUGGUACAGAUCCACAUCCUGUGCCACUUUUAAAAAAAUCCACAAGUAUACCAAUAUUAAAAAAGAAAUGAUGAUGAAGAAAAGUAGAUACGAUAGAAUGAUAGAAAAUUGAUACAAUGAAUAAUAUGACAAUAAUUAGAUUAAUUUAUAUUAUAUGGUAAUCUUUUUAAAAUGAUACUGUUGUUAACACAUAAGUAUUGUAAGUAAAAAUAUUUAAAAUGUAAGCAAACACAAGCAAUUGUAUAUAUAUAAAAACAAUAAUACAAAAGUUUCUAAAUACAACUUUUUAUUCUUGACUAAGUUU
Molecule: messenger RNA, 1424 nt
Organism: Formica exsecta
Lineage: Eukaryota; Metazoa; Arthropoda; Insecta; Hymenoptera; Formicidae
Exons: 4
Coding region: 220-1191 (323 amino acids)
Biological process (GO): cilium assembly
Cellular component (GO): non-motile cilium; centriole
Source: RefSeq, a predicted model, not a curated record